CCAUUAAUCAAAACCAAAACACCUCAACAGCUCAAGUCAUGAAUCAAAACUCUUCAACACCUCAAGUCAUUAAUCAAACCUCAACAGCUCAAGUCAUGAAUCAAAACUCUUCAACACCUCAAGUCAUUAAUCAAAACCAAAACACCUCAAGACCUCAAGUCAUGACCUCACGACCCCAAAAAAGACCCCGUACCGUCGAUGCAGUUAUACUAAACCAAAACGACCUUAUAAAAGUACUAUAUGAGAAAAUUAUUAAAAUAGAAGAUCUUCAAGAUACAACGGAUGGUUUAACAAAAGAACUUAAAGAUACAACUAAUGUUUUAACGAACCAAAUAAAUAUUCUUAACGAGAUAAAUGAAUCAUUAGAGUCAGAAAUAACAAAUCUAGAUAGAGCGUUAGGGAGAGGAGAAUACAAUUCAGCAACGACGCGGGUUUUAGAAUUGAUAGAUAAUCCGGAGGCGAGAUAUUUUGCUGUUCGUCAAAGCACGUUAGAUGGGUUAAAACUUGAAAACGAACAUCUUCUAAUAAAGUUGGAAGAAAUGAAAAAAAAAUUUCAGGGAAUCAAUAUCGAUAACACCGAUUUUAAUGUCAUACCAAUGUCAGCAUUGGAAAAUGUUCAAAGAGAAAAGAGUUUGCUCGAAGAGCAAAUUCUUGAAAAAGACAAGAAAAUCUUAAGAUUGAAAGAGGCCAUGGAAAACAAAUCUAUUGAAUUUAAUAAGAUUUUGUCUGAAAUGUUUGGAUAUUACUUCGAAUCCCUCGAAGAUAAUGGUGUUAAAGUAAGAUCUAUAUACGCGGAUGAUUAUGAAUCACUAACGUUUAAACCUAAUGAAAAUGGAAAAUUACAAUUAACGGGUGGAAACUCGGAUGUUAUCAAGACUUUCGACAAUUUUAUUAAGUUCUGGAUUGUAAAAAAUGGCUCCGUACCUUGUUUUAUGGCAAAUAUUUUGGUAAAACAGUUCGAAAGAUUAAUAGGUAGAAAUAAUCAAAAUGAUGGAUCUUUCA
Molecule: messenger RNA, 1002 nt
Organism: Dentiscutata erythropus
Lineage: Eukaryota; Fungi; Glomeromycota; Glomeromycetes; Diversisporales; Gigasporaceae
Source: the annotation of a GenBank genome assembly